AUGGAAAUAGUGACAAAGACAGCAGCAGCUGACUUUGACUCCCAGAGAGCAGCCACGACGCUGGAUGAGAAGAUUGAGAAAGUGAGACAGAAAAGGAAGCUCCAGGAAAGAGAAGCUAAGCAAGCACAAGUGAGAGAUGAAGAUGCGGAAACUAAGGAUAAUCAAACAAAAACCAGGGAGUGUGAGGAUUUCGGUAGGGACGAAGAAGAUGUGGAGUCUCAGUAUUCGUUGGAUGAUGAAACUAUCUUCACAAAAGCAGAUACAGUCAAAGUGAAGGAACGGAAGAGAUCAAAAAAGGGAGAAGCGGAAGCAGAGAGCUUUUUUGAAGAUGCCUCUCAAUAUGACGAUAACUUGUCAUUCCAGGACAUGAAUCUUUCACGACCUUUGCUAAAGGCAAUCACAGCUCUUGGCUUCAAGCAACCAACCCCAAUUCAGAAGGCUUGUAUCCCGGUGGGUCUUCUGGGGAAGGAUAUUUGUGCCUGUGCUGCCACUGGGACAGGUAAAACAGCUGCCUUCAUCUUGCCUGUCCUUGAGCGCCUAAUUUACAAACCUCGUCAGGCUCCGAUAACACGGGUAUUGGUCCUAGUGCCAACACGAGAACUGGGUAUUCAGGUGCACUCUGUCACAAAACAGCUGGCGCAGUUCAGCAGUGUCACAACUUGCAUUGCUGUAGGUGGCCUAGAUGUGAAGACUCAGGAAGCAGCUCUGCGCUCCGGGCCAGACAUUCUUAUCGCCACUCCUGGGCGACUGAUUGAUCAUCUCCACAACUGCCCUUCUUUCCACCUGAGCAGUGUCGAGGUGCUGAUUUUGGAUGAAGCAGACAGGAUGCUGGAUGAAUACUUUGAGGAACAGAUGAAGGAAAUAAUCAGGUUGUGCUCCCACCACCGUCAGACAAUGCUUUUCUCUGCCACAAUGACAGAAGAGGUGAAAGACUUGGCUUCUGUUUCCCUGAAAAAUCCCGUCCGAAUUUUUGUGAACAGCAACACAGAUGUGGCCCCUUUCCUGCGGCAGGAAUUUAUCCGGAUCAGACCCAACCGAGAGGGGGACCGUGAGGCCAUUGUGUCAGCUCUACUGACGCGAACCUUCCCUGAUCAUGUGAUGCUUUUCACCCAGACCAAGAAGCAAGCUCACCGUAUGCACAUCCUCCUCGGGCUGAUGGGUCUGCGGGUUGGGGAACUUCAUGGGAACCUCUCUCAGGCACAGCGGCUGGAAGCACUCCGGCGCUUUAAGGACGAGCAGAUCGAUAUUCUGGUAGCUACAGAUGUGGCUGCACGUGGACUUGAUAUUGAAGGUGUUAAAACGGUAAUCAAUUUUACCAUGCCCAACACCACCAAACACUAUGUUCAUCGGGUGGGUCGGACAGCAAGAGCAGGCAGGGCUGGUCGUUCAGUUUCACUUGUGGGUGAGGAAGAGCGCAAGAUGCUGAAGGAUAUUGUGAAGACUGCCAAAACACCGGUGAAAGCCAGAAUUCUUCCCCAAGAUGUCAUACUAAAAUUUCGAGAGAAGAUUGAGAAUCUAGAGAAAGAUGUGUAUGCAGUUCUGUGCUUGGAGCGUGAGGAACGCGAGAUGCAGCAGUCAGAGGCCCAGAUCAAUAAGGCAAAGAAGCAGCUGGAGGGAGGAAAAAAAGAGACUGCGGGUGAGGGUUUGGAGCGGAGCUGGUUCCAGACGCGUGAGGAGAGGAAGAAAGAGAAGUUGGCCAAAGCCCUGCAGGAGUUUGACCUAGCAUUACGAGGCAAAAAGAAAAGGAAGAAAUUUAUGCAGGACAGCCAGAAAAAAGUCCAAAUGACGCCAGAGGAGAGGUCACAGUUUGAAAUCUUGAAAUCUCAAAUGUACGCUGAGCGGUUGGCAAAAAGGAAUCGCCGAGCAAAGCGAGCCAGAGCCUUGCCAGAAGAGGAACCAGCAGCAGCACCAGCAGGCCCCAAGCGGAAGAAAAAACUGUCUGUGUUUGAUGAAGAGCUUACCAACACAAGCAGGAAGGCUCUGAAGCAGUACCGCGCCGGCCCAUCGUUUGAAGAUCGGAAACGCUUGGGUAUGGCCCAACAUAGGAAAGGAGGAAACUUCAAAUCCAAAUCCAGGUACAAGAGAAAGUAA
Charadrius vociferus (killdeer) is the source of this 2091-nucleotide messenger RNA. It is a transcript of the gene DDX27, whose product is annotated as DEAD (Asp-Glu-Ala-Asp) box polypeptide 27. The record is from RefSeq and is a predicted model, not a curated record. Gene Ontology annotation, molecular function: nucleic acid binding; ATP binding; RNA helicase activity. The coding region runs from base 1 to 2091 and encodes 696 amino acids. Lineage: Eukaryota; Metazoa; Chordata; Aves; Charadriiformes; Charadriidae. The transcript is spliced from 20 exons.